AUGUACAACAUACUCAUGGACGCCGAACAAUCCACAAACCCCUUUGAUCUUCUUAUACGAUUUCCAUGCUUGGAGUUGCAGGGAGCCGAAGCAGCCGUGCACGCCCCCAAACCAAGUGUGUUUAGGAGCCACUUACCUUUCAACAAAAUCCCGUACUCUCCUGAAGCGAAGUACGUAUAUAUUGCCAGGAAUCCGUACGACUCGUGCGUUUCUUUCUACUACCACACUAGGGACAUACCAUUCUACCGAUUUCGCAACGGAACAUUCGACCAGUUCUUCGAGCUGUUUAUGCAAGGCCGAGUAGAGCAUGGGGAGUACUUCGAGAAUGUGAUCUCUUGGUACGAACAUCGCAAUGACUCCAACGUACUGUUCUUGACAUACGAAGAGCUCAAGAAGGACACUCGUGACAAUGUUCUCAAGAUCGCUGCGUUCAUGGGGCCGGAAAGGGAGGAGAAGUUGAGGAAAGAUCCCGAGCUCAUCAACCGGGUUCUAGAGAACACUAGCUUGGAGCACAUGAAGAGGUUGUUAAAUUAUGAUGCACAGAAGCCGCCCUGA
Messenger RNA from Dermacentor silvarum, 555 nucleotides. Its product is annotated as sulfotransferase ssu-1. Lineage: Eukaryota; Metazoa; Arthropoda; Arachnida; Ixodida; Ixodidae. Gene Ontology annotation, molecular function: sulfotransferase activity. The transcript has a single exon. The record is from RefSeq and is a predicted model, not a curated record. Gene Ontology annotation, cellular component: cytoplasm. Bases 1 to 555 code for a protein of 184 amino acids. Gene Ontology annotation, biological process: sulfation.